This is a messenger RNA of Quercus lobata, 1061 nucleotides long. RefSeq lists its product as uncharacterized. The transcript has 4 exons. The record is from RefSeq and is a predicted model, not a curated record. Lineage: Eukaryota; Viridiplantae; Streptophyta; Magnoliopsida; Fagales; Fagaceae. The coding region runs from base 160 to 855 and encodes 231 amino acids.
CUGGAACCGUUACCACUCUCAGAGUCUGUUUUUGAUAGUAAGAUUGCACACACUGAGAACUCUUUGGCUUCUGUAAUCAGAUUCCAGUGCAAUUGCUUUGGAGCUAAUAUCAAUUGAUAUCAGCUUUUGAAUGAGACAUGACUGUGGAAAUAUUUCACAAUGGGGGGUGUAAUUGGUAAAGCUGCAAAUGGAAUUGGAGGUGUUAUUGGAAGUGCAUUUGCAGCUCCAGUCAAGACUAUCUUUGGUGCAUCAUGCGAGGGUGUUUGUUCAGGACCAUGGGAUGUAGUAUGUUUCAUUGAGCAUUUAUGUGUCUCCAACCUGUUGAAACUGCUAAUGAUCUUGGUCCUUUGCUACAUAAUGUUGUUGUUCUUCUACUUAUUGUUCAAGUUGGGGAUCUGCCAAUGCAUAGUAAGAAGCCUUUGUAAGAUGUGUUGGGCAGCAUGUGAGACAUAUUUUUUUUCUUUAGAAGACAUUAGCUGUUUCUUGUGGCACAAGUUAAAGAAUACCAAGAGGAUAAAUCGCCGGCGUAGGCGCCAUUUUCAAGAUGUUGAAUUAGGGUACAGUUCAAGUGAUGAAAGUGAUUUUUUAGAUAACUAUCAUCAUCUAAAUGUCAGUAGAAAGCAAAAGUCGGUCAGAGAGAGAAGAAAAGAUCGGCUUCGGAGAUCUCUCUACCCUUCAAGUAGGCAUAGUGGACACUGUCACAAUCACCAUCAUGUAAGGUUGAAGACUGGGGAAGUAUCUGUUCAUGUUAGGGGCAGAUCUCAAAGAUUAAGGAGCUCAAGACAAUUUCAAUUGAGUAAGGUAAGAAAUGUUCGAAAAGAUGCUGGGAUUUUCAAGAGGAGACGGUUUAAAUGAUCAUAUCAUGGUUGGAGAUACUGCUUUGGUUUGUAGCAGUCUUUAAAAUUGAAGUAAUUAUAAAAUUUUUGACUUAACAAAUGCAAUUUCUAGUUUAGAGUGUCUGUGUCAGUGUAAGAAUUACAAGGUCAACCCUCUCUCCUGGGCUUCGUUUUGUGAUUUUGUCUUAAGGCCUAAAGGCACAACAAGGUGUUUUUGGGGGGGGG